This is a messenger RNA of Tripterygium wilfordii, 830 nucleotides long. Its product is annotated as dCTP pyrophosphatase 1-like. NCBI's taxonomy places the organism in Eukaryota, Viridiplantae, Streptophyta, Magnoliopsida, Celastrales, Celastraceae. Bases 21 to 416 code for a protein of 131 amino acids. The record is from RefSeq and is a predicted model, not a curated record. Gene Ontology annotation, molecular function: nucleoside triphosphate diphosphatase activity. Gene Ontology annotation, biological process: nucleoside triphosphate catabolic process. The transcript is spliced from 2 exons.
CAUAUUAUAACAAGCUAAGCAUGGGAGAGGGAAAGGAGAUCAAUGAAGAAGUGAACGCAGAAGACAUUAGUCUCAAAGAUCUGUCGAAGAAGCUCGACGAAUUCGCCAGGGCCAGAGAUUGGGAGAAGUAUCACAGCCCCAGAAAUCUUCUUCUUGCCAUGGUUGGAGAAGUAGGAGAGCUAUCAGAAAUAUUCCAGUGGAAAGGAGAGGUGGAGAAAGGGUUGGCCAAUUGGGAGGAAUCUGAAAAGGAGCAUCUUGGGGAAGAGUUAUCUGAUGUGCUAUUAUACCUUAUUAGGUUGGCUGAUAUAUGUGGCAUUGAUCUUGCUGAUGCUGCCAUUAAAAAGAUUGUUAAGAAUUCUAUCAAGUACCCGGCCACCAAAGAUGUUCUAAGAGAAGAGAACCUUCUUUUUCUUUAGUUCUAUACCAAAUUUUGUUAUAUGAGUUUGGAAAAACAAUAUGUUUAAUUUCCACCCAACUGAGAGGUUGCAGUGAACUAUACGUGGAGUUGGAUUUGGAUCUUGAAAUUGAUCUACUUUCAUAUCUAUUUGGAGGAGUUCUCAAACGGUCAUAUCUACUUUGUUCAUGUCGUUUUUUCUUUUCUUUUCAUGUUUGUUUGUUUGAUCCGGCGAUAUCAUUUGGUUUCCGACGAUAUCCAGUGGUAUACGGUGUCAUCCAGGGAUAUCCGGCGAUGACCAAUUUUGUGUUUGUGUUUGUGUUUGUGCUUUUCUUUUUCUUUUUUAGUCCUCUUGAUUGUAAUCCAUCUUUAUUGUGGCUCGAGUGCCUACGGGCCUCUUCUCUUAUCUAAUUUAUUGGGUAUAUGAAUACAAUCA